Messenger RNA from Boeremia exigua, 3194 nucleotides. RefSeq lists its product as uncharacterized. The coding region runs from base 147 to 2960 and encodes 937 amino acids. The transcript has 2 exons. The record is from RefSeq and is a predicted model, not a curated record. NCBI's taxonomy places the organism in Eukaryota, Fungi, Ascomycota, Dothideomycetes, Pleosporales, Didymellaceae.
ACACCCCUGCCAGCCACCUGUGGGCUCCCAGCCACCCACGAGCGCAGGCUGGCCAUGUGUAUUAACCCACGCGAUUGCCCUCCCGUGCCUCCCACGAUAAUGCCAACAUUCCUCUCGACUCCACUUGUUUUAGCGUUCCAAAGAUCAUGAGUGUGGAUCCCGAAUACCAUCUCAAGCAUACAAACGUGUCACUCCCCCAGCUCUCGCAUUCGAGCUCGCAGAAAAGCAUUGCCGCAUCAGAAGGCUACUACAGCGCGUCCGAGCACAACUCGAGCGACAGCGACGACCGCAAGCGCUUCUACCAGACACCGACGACCCGCACGCCCACACGGAGCCAUGAGCAGUUGCACACACAGAACCCAGCUCCGGUAACAUCGCUACGAGGCGUAGGCAUCCCGCGCGGACAGCUUCAGCAGCCGCACCCCGCACAUCUACAGAACCGGCCCAUCUCGACCAUCGCUGAAGAGCGGAGAUCGAUGGACACCCGGCGGCGGUCCAAUGUGGACUCGGAUUCACAGCCAACGACACCCGGCCAGGACACAACGCCGUACAUCCGGUUUGCAAUUGACCAGCUCACGCGCGAUGAGGAAGUCCGCGGGUCACGGGUGUACCCCGAGGUGCGGCAGUACGAUGAAGACUACCCCGUGGAGCGGAUAGUGCCCGACAGCGGUCUGGGCUACAUGGCGCAGGAGCAGCAGACACAGCAGCGGAUGGCCGAGCACAUGUCGCCAAACUCGAACAGGCACUCGCGGCGGCAUUCGAUCCCCCGCAAGCCGCUUUCGCCCCAGAGCGUGCAGUUCUUGUCGCCGGCCCCGGCAUACGAGUCGCCUGCGCGCACGAGACAGCCCCAGUACUACAACCACCUCACACCCGCCCAGGCGCAGUCAGAGCCGCUGCUGCACGAUGACCCGCGCCUGCAGUACCCACAAGCCUCGGCCUUCAGCGUAGACAAGGACGUCUUCGUUGCACACGACCUCGAGCACCUGCCGCUGCGCUUCGUCCCGGCCAUUCUUCGCCCCGUCUGGCUGGGCCUCUACGUCUUCCUCUGCCUGCUUAUGCUGGCUGCGCUCAUCGCCUCUGCAGUGCUGUCGCUUCGAAGCGGAGGCAGCGGACUGUGGGACUACACAAGAUUCGGCGACGGACGCUACUUCGUCUUCGAGUACCUCCCGACGCUGCUCGGCAUGAUCCUCUUCCUCUGGCUCAUCCAGAUCCAGGUUGCUCUGCAGCGCAUUAUUCCGUUCCUGGCAAUGGCAUCAGAUUCGUUCCACCGUCGCUCCGAGGCUGUCUUCCUCGAGCUCCAUCCGAUGCAGUUCCUGCUGCCCAGGCUCGAACACUUCCGCGCGGGCCACCCAGCUGUGGGCACUUGCUACGUCAUCUUUUGGCUGUUCGCAUGGACAAUUCCGCUUCUUGCGGCGUCCUUCAACGUUCGCUACGAUCCGACCAGCUCCGCUUGGCGAUGGGUUGCCGUGCAGGGCGUCAUUUGGACCGUCGUCGCGCUGUACAUACUUCUGGUCAUUGCCCUGGUCGUCGUGCUCGUCGUUCUGCGCCAAAGCACCGGUCUCCGGUGGGACCCGAGAUCUAUCGCCGACGUAGUUGCGCUUCUUGAGCGUUCCAACGUCAUGGCUGAGUACGAAGGCUCUGAGAUCUUUACCAAGGGCGAAUGGGACCAGCUGCGCAACCGCGCCGACCGCAUCGGAUACUGGAGCACCUCGAACCGCACCAACGACAUAUUCUACGGCAUCGGCGAGGAGAACGGCGAGACGCGCCGCUUUUCCGUUGAAGAAGGGCGCAUUCGAGAGAAGUUUUCGGAUCGAACACAGCCCGAGCACGCCCACAACGACCGCACAGGCGACUUCCACAUCCGAACCGAUCUCCGCAGUCCUGCAAUCCGCCUGCGCUUCCUGCCCUGGUACUUGAAGGACGGCGCGGUCAUUGGCUACAUCGUGGUCGGCAUUGUUCUACUCAUUGCUUUCUACGCCGUCUCGUUCGUGAACUCUAAUGUGCGCCUGGGGUUUCUUCCGUCCGUCACAGCACGCACGAACGACGCAGGAUUCUCGACCUCGAACUUCGUCUACUCGUUUGUUCCUGCCCUCAUAGGACACUUCCUCUUCCUCACGAUCCUCUCCCUGGACUACUCGCGUCGCAUCCUCCAGCCCUACAUGGCUCUGGCUUCCAAGGGCGGCGCCACAGCGGAGACAUCCCUCCUGCUGGACUACCCGUGCCGCCUCCCCAUCUCCGCCACGCUUUCUGCGCUCAUGAACCGACACUUCGCCACUGCGCUGCUCUCCUUCGUCUCGCUCGCCAGCAUCAGCAUCCCCGUUCUCGCCGGCGGCUGUUUCUGGACACAAUACUACACCACCGACGACGCCGUCCGCGUCUCCGCCGACCUCCCCGGCUACUACGCGCUCUGCUUCUUCCUGGCCCUCUACACCAUCGGUUUGCUCGCCCUGCUCCCGGGCCGCAAGCGCGCCGCGCUGCCCCACCGCUCCAACACGCUCGCCGAGACCAUCAGCUGGGUCUACGCAUCCCCGCUGCUCGGCGACCGGGCCUUCAACCGCCCACAGACAAAACCCGAGCUCGUGACCCGCCUCAUGGGCACCGCCUACGCAGACCGCAGCUUCGCGCAGUCAGUGCUCUCGCUCGUGCGCAGCGACGCCGCCAACCCCGCGCUGCUCGAGAAAGAGUCGCGCCGCGUCGGCGUCCCGCACCGCGACAGCAUCGGCGAACCCGGCGCAAUACGAUACGGGUUCGGCAUCUUCGUGGGCCGCGACGGGCUGGAGCACCUCGGCAUCGACCGCAUUCACCGCCGCGAGCGGCCCACGGGGCUGGUCAUCUGGGAGGAGCAGCAGGCGCGGUCGAAGAAGCGCGGGCGGAAGAGCAAGAGCAAAGGCAGGAGCAAAAGUAACAAGGGGAGUAAGCACGACAGAAAACACGGCGAUGAAACGGAGCACAUGGUGUGAGCGAGGAGCGAGGAGCGAAUGAGACGAGUAUUUAAACUUUCCACGCAUAUAACGCAUUUACGGCAUUUACAACGGCGCGGCCACGUAGUCUGUCUGCAUUCCCGGACCGUGGCCGCACCGACGACUGGCACGAUUUAGACAACGGCAUGGUGCGAUACCAGAUUUUUGAAAAAGCUUGAUAGUAACGACGUAAUAACACUUACUUGCCUAUUCUGUUUACUGGGAGCUUACGAU